GCAUACCCUACAUCGAUGCCCCCAGCGAGGCUGAGGCACAAUGUGCCCAAUUGGUUAAGGAUGGGCUGGUCUAUGCCACAGCCACAGAGGAUAUGGACGCCCUAACGUUCGGUUCAAAAGUGUUGGUGAGACACCUGACUUUCAGCGAGGCUCGCAAGAUGCCCAUACAG
Sphaeroforma arctica JP610 is the source of this 170-nucleotide messenger RNA. RefSeq lists its product as hypothetical. The transcript has a single exon. The record is from RefSeq and is a predicted model, not a curated record. Gene Ontology annotation, molecular function: 5'-flap endonuclease activity; 5'-3' exonuclease activity. The annotation marks the transcript as partial. Lineage: Eukaryota; Ichthyosporea; Ichthyophonida.